GUGCUGUAGAAUUUUUAAUCUUUGAGAGAAUAUAUGAUGUAUAAAUCAGUCACUCAUGUGCUGUUCGACAUGGACGGAUUGUUAUUAGAUACAGAAAGGCUGUACACAGUGUCUUUCCAAGAGAUCUGUGACCGCUUUGGUAAAAUAUACACAUGGGAUGUGAAGUCCUCGGUUAUGGGAAAGAAGGCUCUCGAUGCCGCCAAGAUCAUCCGGGACUCCCUGGAUCUGCCCAUGAGUGCUGAGGAGCUACUGGAGGAGAGCAGAGUGAUACAGGAACGCCUGUUCCCCUCAGCAUCAUUGAUGCCAGGUGUGGAGAAGCUGGUCACUCAUCUGCAUAAGAACAAAAUCCCCAUCGCCGUGGCCACCAGCUCGGCCGGCGUGACCUUUCGGAUGAAGACGAGCCAACAUAAAGAUUUCUUCAGCCUCUUCGACCACGUCGUCCUUGGCGAUGACCCGCAGGUGAAGAACGGAAAGCCUCAGCCCGACUCCUUCCUCGUGUGCGCCAGCAGGUUUAACCCCGUGCCUAACCCAGAACAGUGUUUGGUGUUUGAGGACGCACCCAAUGGAGUGAAGGCAGGCUUGGCAGCCGGCAUGCAGGUGGUCAUGAUCCCAGACCAGAACCUGGACCGUAGCCUCACACAGGAAGCCACGUUAGUGCUCGACAGCAUGGUGGACUUCAGACCGGAACUCUUCGGCCUUCCAGCAUAUGAUUAGAGUCUCGAUUUGCUCUUUGACCCACACAGUAUGCUGGUCAUGGUGAAAAGCUGCAUUCACGGGUACAGAAGAGACGAUUUAACACUUAAAUUCUAAAGGCAAAACUGGUAUUUAGUGCAAAUUUCAAUUUCCACAAUUACUACUUGAUCAGAUGAUUAGCCAUAUAUUUGUAAAUCAAAAUAGUUUGGUGUAAAUAAAUAAAAAUAAAACCUCUGCAUUUACAUGGAUUACAUAUAAGGUACGUCAGGUUAUCUGUAAAAUAAAUGUAAUGUGUGACCAUCACUUUUUCCUGGUCAGGGUUGCAGUGGGUCUGAUUCAUUGGGCGAGAGGCAGGAAACACUCCAGACAAGGUCGCCAGUCCAUCACAAGGCAAACACACACACACUUUUUAUGGUAAUUUCUAGUUGCUCCAGUUGAGGUUACUGCAUGUCUUUGGACUUGAGGGAGAAAACCCAGAUGGACAAAGAGAGAACAUGCAAACUCAACACAUAAAGGACCCUGGAUGUCCAGCCAUGGUAUCGAUUAUUGUUUAUUGAGAUUUUAACGUCAUGUUACUCUUUACACAAGGUUCAUCAGUCAUGGACAAUUUGUGUCUCCAGUUAACCUCACUUGCACGUCUUUGGACUGUGGGAGGAAACCGGAGCACCCGGAGUAAACCCACGCAGACACGAGGAGAACAUGCAAACUCCACACAGAAAGGACCCGGACCGCCCCACCCCACCUGGGGAUCAAACCCAGGACCUUCUUGCUGUGAGGCGACAGUGCUACCCACUUAGCCAACGGUGCCGCCCGCCAAGGUAUCGAACCCAGGCUCUUCUUGUUGUGAGGUGACAGUGCUACCAACCAAACCACUGUGCUGCCCCAUUAAACAAAAUGACAUAAUCAUAAGCAAUAAAAAGUAAAACUGAUGUUCAUCAUACAGUAUAAAAAUAAAUCAUAAACUUUAAUAUCUUUUACUUUUUUUGCUGAAUGAAGACAGUAAAAGUUGAUUUGCAUCAAAAAAUCCAGCGGCUCCAGGGCAACCGGGUCCACCACGACCCUGAUCAGGAUAAUACAUAGGGAUAAUACAUGAAAAUUACAUGAUAUAGGUUUGUUUAUGCUUAUAAUGAAUAGCAUUUUAAUCAGUACUAAGUCCAAAGACUGUGUGUGUGUGUGUGUGUGUGUGUGUUGGAAGUGGAUAUACUGUAUUUACUGUCUCUCCAGAAAAGAAAACCGGCUUUUUCAAUAUUAUGUUCAUCAUACAGUAUAAAAAUAAAUCAUAAACUUUAAUAUCUUUUACUUUUUUUGCUGAAUGAAGACAGUAAAAGUUGAUUUGCAUCAAAAGAUGUGGAGAAGAAAGUAAGAUCAUUCGUCUGAGAGCUGAACCUGAGGUGUAACUUAAAUAUGCAGCCUGACUAUAAUCAAAACAAUAAAGCAACAACUGUUCAUGUCAAUCAUCCUAGCACUGCGUCUGGUGGGAAAAACCUUUAAUUUGUCUUAAAUAAAUAACAUUAGGGCGCUCAUGUUUGCCUCUCAGCUGUGCUCCUGACCUGGCCGGCUGUCCAGCAGACACGAUUGACUGUAUCUGAUGAAAGGAGGUUGAUGGAGUUCCUCAUUGUUGCUCAAAUGCGGCCUCUGCUGGAUUGUUUAGGCAGUUGCACGAGGGAUGGAACCCUGCAGAAAAGCACAACUAAGCGUCUCUAAUGAUGGUGUGAGUGGCCGAUGAGUUACAAUUUAAAUGCUGGAGUCAAAUAGAUUGGGAUAAAACAGGGGAAAUGUAAAAGUAGUGUAAAAAAAUUAAUUGUUUCAUAAAAUUUGGUUUCAUUUAUGGUUGUUUUGUGUAGUUUUUUGGUUAUAUUUUAAAAUUGUUUACUGUGACAAAUAUGCAAUAA
Trichomycterus rosablanca is the source of this 2585-nucleotide messenger RNA. RefSeq names its product pseudouridine 5'-phosphatase (gene pudp). The record is from RefSeq and is a predicted model, not a curated record. The coding region runs from base 34 to 714 and encodes 226 amino acids. Gene Ontology annotation, molecular function: phosphatase activity. The transcript is spliced from 4 exons. Lineage: Eukaryota; Metazoa; Chordata; Actinopteri; Siluriformes; Trichomycteridae.